Messenger RNA from Penicillium macrosclerotiorum, 1122 nucleotides. Its product is annotated as putative O-methyltransferase. The coding region runs from base 1 to 1122 and encodes 373 amino acids. Gene Ontology annotation, molecular function: O-methyltransferase activity. The transcript is spliced from 4 exons. The record is from RefSeq and is a predicted model, not a curated record. Lineage: Eukaryota; Fungi; Ascomycota; Eurotiomycetes; Eurotiales; Aspergillaceae.
AUGUCAUUACUCAAUCGUCUUGCCAGCCUGACGCCCGCACUUCCUCCGGGUGUUGUGCUUGCCGGGACCAUGACUCUGCCUGCCUCACUUGGAUUUGUUCCGGUGGCCGUGCAUUUCGAUUUGUUUGGCGCGUUAGUUCGCCAUGGAGGCCCUGGAACAGCCGAGCAAAUCGCUCAGGCAGUCAACGAGGGCAUCCGGGGCCGGGCCAAAGAUGAACCUGAGAUUUCGGACACACUAUACAUCAUGGCUGGGUUGGGCCUAGUCGAGCGUGUGAGAGAAGGCUGCUUCAAUGCGAAUGCCGUUACUCGCCACAUGGUUGAUAUGCCAUCCGCUCAACAUGGCGCAGUGCAUUUUACCACCGAAGGAAUGAUGGCGGGAGCUUUCCUGAUGAAGAAACUCCAGGAUACUAACUUUGCAUAUCCCUUUGCAGAGUGUGAUGGCCCGUUCCAGUAUGCCUAUCGUCUGAUGGGCCAGGAGGAACUAUCGCACCAGCACACGUACUCCAUCAUGGGAGCUCAGGGGCGCAUGGACAGCUUUAACCACUUCAUGGUCGGGAAGUUUCUGAAAUUCGGCACUUUUCCCGAGCGCAUGGCUGCUGCAGGGUACGACCUCGGGGCCGCUCUUGGCAGCCUAGGCGACCCCAACGAUGUUGCGAUGGUGGAUAUUGGGGGUGGGCGUGGCGAGCUAUUGCUCGAAGUCCAGGCGGCGUAUCCCAAUCUCCAGCCACGCAAUCUGGUCGUGCAGGAGUUCAACACUGACAUCGAUGCAGUUCCGGGAGUUCGUCUGAUGGAAUGGAAUUACAAGCUGGCCGCCGAACAGCCCAUUCAAGGAGCCCGUAUCUACUCACUCCAGCACAUCUUGCACAAUCUGCCGGACCUGGAUGCGGUGGCGCUUCUCCAAAAGUUAUCGCGGGCCAUGGAGGCCUCGUCACGGCUUUUGAUUAUUGAAUAUGCCAAAAACUUGACUUAUACUAACUUGCACUCGAGCAUGAUUGCUUUGUUUGGUGGCCGAGAGCGUAGUUCGGCCGAGUGGCGGCAGCUUGCGAGUGUCUGCGGUUUGAGGGUUAGCUUCGAAACCUAUGAACAAGCUGGAGAGUCUCUGGUGGAGAUGCGACGAGUGUGA